AUGAAAAGAGAACUAAGCAAGAUAGCAUGUGCAUGCGCACUUAUUUACUACUGCGCAUGCGCCAUGAUGCAUGAACGCGCGGAGCACGGCAGCAUGCAGCGCAGUCAAGAUGCAGCAUACAGUGAUUUCAUUGAGAUGAAAGACCCCGGAAAUUUCUAUACGGUUACGCCCAUGCGCGACAGCCCAAAGCCGUGCUGUUUUAGACGGCUCUUCAGAAACAAAAAGCGCGUGUGCGGGCUUAUAGUUGUUGUUUGCAUCGCCUUGGCCUCGCUUCUGGCUCUAACCUGCUUGAACAUAAAAAACACGCAGAGAGAGCUAGCCCUCAAUAAGUGCAACGAAAUUCUAAUAAGCAACGCAAAGACGUGCUAUUCCAUGUCCAAAGACGGAAGCAUUCUGGAGCGCCUGCAGCUCGUGCGCUCAGACAAAAUAUUUUCUGGAAGCCUGCAUGCCUCAAGCAUGAAAAACAAGCCGAUCUGCACAACAACCGUCAGCGGCUUCAACGAGACAUUGAGCAACACAGAAAAGCACCUCAGCGUGCUGCACUCUCUCUGUCAGCUAGCUGUUGAGAAAUCAAUGGCCCCGAUAACCCGCUUUGUGGAAAAUGGCUACGCUUUAUCAGGGAAGGCCAUGCCCUCUGAGGAAGAGCUUAAAUACUUUACCAAGCUUUUUGCUCGCUCUAUAAGGACCCAGAAGCCGCACAUUAUUUACACGUUGGUAAACCUCUACAGCCCCGAUGCGAUAGCGCCCAGCAUGCUUAAAAGUCUGAAAAACGCGGGCGGAUACUGCAAGCCGCCCAAAUAG
Messenger RNA from Nematocida major, 801 nucleotides. RefSeq lists its product as uncharacterized. NCBI's taxonomy places the organism in Eukaryota, Fungi, Microsporidia. The record is from RefSeq and is a predicted model, not a curated record. Bases 1 to 801 code for a protein of 266 amino acids. The transcript has a single exon.